AUGCGCUUCUCCAUACCAAAACAAGUAAACAAUCUCACUGUAAGGACGUUUCAGUACUUGAGUAGCCAUAAAAAGGAAACAUAUUACUUAUCAAAGAUGAGUUUGGGGACCAAACUUUUAAUCCUAAUUAGCAUGGUUGUAUGUCUCACCUCAGUUGCUCAUGCCCUCAAUGCCAUGGCCAUCGUAUAUAGCCCACCUUAUGUUCCAUCAUUAUGCUUUGGCACGCAAGAUCAAGGCACCAUGAUUGCAAAAGCACAUAGUGGCUUGUUUGCCAAUGGAAUAGCCAGCUGUGGAAGGAGGUUCCGAGUGCGUUGCCUUAGUGGAACCAACAAAGCCAUUCGGGAUGCAUGCACAGGAAAUAGUGUUGAUGUUACGGUUGUAGGUACUUGCAGCGGAUGUGCAAUGAAUGAACUUCAACUGUCUGAAGAAUCUUUUGGAAAGAUUGCUCGUCUUGCUCUCGGGAGAGUUAACAUUGAAUAUGAGCAGAUAUGAUUGUAGAGACAUGAAAAUAUAUAACGACUACAAGAAUCUUUUAACGAGUUUUUGUACUAAAGCAUAUGAAUAAGUGAGAGUUGAAACAUAGUAUGGUCUUUAUAAUUAUCCGUUUUGUUAAAUAAAAUCGUGGAUGACGUUAUUUUAUCAUAUC
Messenger RNA from Lactuca saligna, 646 nucleotides. Lineage: Eukaryota; Viridiplantae; Streptophyta; Magnoliopsida; Asterales; Asteraceae. The record is from the annotation of a GenBank genome assembly.